CCGGAUGCGCAGCGUGGGGACGCGGGCGCGCUAGGCGGCAGGACUUGCUUCCGGCCGUGUUGGUGUUCUGUGGCGGAGGGAAAAUGGAGACAAUUCUGGAGCAGCAGCGGCGGUACCAUGAAGAGAAGGAACGGCUCAUGGACGUCAUGGCCAAAGAGAUGCUUACGAAGAAGUCCACGCUCCGAGACCAGAUCAAUUCCGACCACCGCACUCGGGCCAUGCAAGAUAGGUACAUGGAGGUCAGCGGGAACCUGCGAGAUCUGUAUGAUGACAAGGAUGGGUUACGAAAAGAGGAACUCAAUGCCAUUUCAGGACCCAAUGAGUUUGCUGAAUUCUAUAAUAGACUCAAACAGAUAAAGGAAUUCCACCGGAAACACCCGAAUGAGAUCUGUGUGCCCAUGUCGGUGGAAUUUGAGGAGCUCCUGAAGGCUCGAGAGAAUCCAAGUGAAGAGGCACAGAAUUUGGUAGAGUUCACGGAUGAAGAGGGCUACGGUCGUUACCUGGAUCUCCAUGACUGUUACCUCAAGUACAUCAAUCUGAAGGCAUCUGAGAAGCUGGAUUAUAUCACAUACCUGUCUAUUUUUGACCAAUUGUUUGACAUUCCUAAAGAAAGAAAAAAUGCAGAGUAUAAGAGGUACCUGGAGAUGCUGCUGGAGUACCUGCAGGACUACACAGACCGUGUGAAGCCCCUCCAAGACCAGAAUGAACUUUUUGGAAAGAUUCAGACUGAAUUUGAGAAGAAGUGGGAGAACGGUACCUUUCCCGGUUGGCCGAAAGAGACGAGCAGUGCGCUGACCCAUGCUGGAGCCCAUCUGGACCUCUCUGCCUUCUCCUCCUGGGAGGAGUUGGCCUCCUUGGGUCUGGACAGAUUGAAAUCUGCUCUGUUAGCUUUAGGCCUGAAAUGUGGUGGGACCCUGGAAGAGCGCGCCCAGAGGCUGUUCAGCACCAAAGGAAAGUCCCUGGAGUCCCUGGACACCUCCCUCUUUGCCAAAAAUCCCAAGUCAAAAGGCACCAAGCGAGACACUGAAAGGAACAAAGACAUUGCUUUCCUAGAAGCUCAGAUCUAUGAAUAUGUUGAAAUUCUUGGGGAACAGCGGCAGCUCACUCAUGAAAACGUGCAGCGCAAGCAGGCGAGGACAGGAGAAGAGCGAGAAGAGGAAGAGGAGGAGCAGAUUAGUGAGAGCGAAAGUGAAGAUGAAGAGAAUGAGAUCAUUUACAACCCCAAAAACCUGCCGCUUGGCUGGGAUGGCAAACCCAUUCCUUACUGGCUGUAUAAGCUGCACGGCCUGAAUAUCAACUAUAACUGUGAGAUUUGCGGAAACUACACCUACCGGGGCCCCAAGGCCUUCCAACGGCACUUUGCUGAAUGGCGUCAUGCUCAUGGCAUGAGGUGUUUGGGCAUCCCAAACACUGCCCACUUUGCUAAUGUGACCCAGAUUGAAGAUGCUGUCUCCUUGUGGGCCAAGCUGAAACUGCAGAAGGCUUCCGAGCGAUGGCAGCCAGACACUGAGGAAGAAUAUGAAGACUCCAGUGGGAAUGUUGUGAAUAAGAAGACGUACGAGGAUCUGAAAAGACAAGGACUGCUCUAGUGGCCUGGGCCACAGCCCAGCUCAUAGGCGUGCCCAGGCUGCCCCUGGAUCUGCUCUUUCUAUUUUCCCAACCCAGGGCUCUGAAAGACUUGCUACAUAAUGGUCUUGUGGAAUGGUGGCAUGCAUCUUGUAGAAACAAGGCAUGCUGGCAGAAUGCGGGGUUGAGGUAUUUUAUCUUUGUUUUAUAUUAAAAAAAAGUUCGGUAGUAAAAUAGUAAAACCAGCUCUUGUUCUGAA
Ochotona princeps (American pika) is the source of this 1825-nucleotide messenger RNA. It is a transcript of the gene SF3A3, whose product is annotated as splicing factor 3a subunit 3. Gene Ontology annotation, cellular component: nucleus; spliceosomal complex. The transcript has 17 exons. The record is from RefSeq and is a predicted model, not a curated record. Lineage: Eukaryota; Metazoa; Chordata; Mammalia; Lagomorpha; Ochotonidae. Gene Ontology annotation, biological process: mRNA splicing, via spliceosome. Gene Ontology annotation, molecular function: zinc ion binding; RNA binding. The coding region runs from base 84 to 1589 and encodes 501 amino acids.